Molecule: messenger RNA, 1077 nt
Organism: Brachypodium distachyon (stiff brome)
Lineage: Eukaryota; Viridiplantae; Streptophyta; Magnoliopsida; Poales; Poaceae
Exons: 2
Coding region: 478-906 (142 amino acids)
Source: RefSeq, a predicted model, not a curated record
AAACCACAGUUGUUGUUAAUUUGUCCGCUGCGCCAUAACCAUUGGGAUAAAUAGUAACAGUUUACCCGAAAUACGCGGAUUAGUGAAUUUGACAGGAUUCCUCGCAAGUGGGGCCCACCUGUCGGAAAAAAAACUGGGUCCGGCCCGACCCGACCCGAUUCGCUGCGAGUAAACCCCGGCCGCCCGUCUCUCCCAACCCGCAAAAUUCCCCACCGAGUUCAUGCGCGUCCCCGAGGUUCGCCUGCCUCGUCGAUUUGGCCCCGUAUCGGGAAGAUGCUAAGCUUCGGGGCGCUGGAAUAGGUCUAGCGUGCGAGGUCUAGUGUGCGAUUCCCCUGAACCCUAGUUCCUCCGCCUGGUCGAUUUGGCCCCGAUUCGGGAAGAAGCCAACCUUCGGCGCGCUGGAAUAGGUGUAGCAUGCGAUUCCCCCGAACUCUAGUUCCUCCGCCUAAUGAGUUGUUUGCUGUUUAAUUCGUCGCGAUGGGCCGCAGCGGAUUCACUGACGAUGGUGGAGCUUCAAUGAUGUCGUGGCUCAAUGAUGCCGCCUCCUGCACCUCCAGUCAGCAGGAAAGGUACACACGUGCAUUUGAAGAUCCUAAAUACCUAGCAUAUUUGGCUGGUGAUUUUGAUUUGGGCAAUGUGGACGAUGUGUGUGAUGGUGCUGUGUCGUCUGCUGCGCAAUUGGAGAUGUAUGCAGAGGAGAUAGGAAAGCUGAAAGGCCGGUUGUUUGAAGAGAAGGAGCAGAACAAGAAGCUGGAUGAGAGUAGGUUGAAGUUGGAGUUUGAAUUGGCCACCCAAGAUCAAGUGAUUGAGGAAUUAGAAUGGAAAAUGGAUCAAUUGAAAUCAGUUGCACUGGGUAGUUCUAUCUUAGCUGUAGCAUUAGCUGUAGCGAUGGUGUUCUUUAAUUAGCUGUAGUGCCGUGUUGUCUGAAUUGUGCUGAGUGUAGUGAUGGUGUUCUUUAAUUAGCUGUUGUGCUGUGUUGUCUGAAUUGUCUGUAUUUGAAAGCAGACUUUCUGCUGAAUUCUGUAUCUGAAUGUGUUAUCUGGCAGACUUUCUUCUGAAUUUUGUUGAAUUUUGCUG